Pyrus x bretschneideri (Chinese white pear) is the source of this 337-nucleotide messenger RNA. RefSeq lists its product as uncharacterized. Gene Ontology annotation, molecular function: ubiquitin protein ligase activity. Bases 2 to 319 code for a protein of 105 amino acids. The transcript has 2 exons. The record is from RefSeq and is a predicted model, not a curated record. Lineage: Eukaryota; Viridiplantae; Streptophyta; Magnoliopsida; Rosales; Rosaceae.
GAUGAACGAGAUAAAUACAACGGAGCAAGCAAUUCCAACUAGGUACUACUGCUACAGGUGUCGCCAUGUGGUGACUUUACAUGUCGAAAUGAAAUGCCCUUUCUGCCAAGGCGGCUUCAUCCAAGCAUGCGAGGGUGUUGAAUCACUCUACCUAGUCAUGCCAUCGGAAUCUGAGCAUUCUGAAAGUGGUUCAGAUGGAGAGAGCACCACUGGUAUCUACGAUUCAAAUCCCAGUGGUUUUGUUACACUUGGCAUUGAUUCCCAAGAUGUAAAUAAUGAGGUUGACGAGCAACGCCACGAGAUAAGGGUAUUAGUCUAGAGAUUCUGUCAGCUGAUU